CCUUAAAUGAAAAUGGUGACGUCAUAUAGCGGCAUAGAUAUCGCAGUUGGUGCUGAGGAGAGAGCAUCUGACCGACAUCAUUGAACAGAAGCCAGCGAUGGAGCAGAGAAGGUUCUGGAGCGGCCGCUCAUAGUCAGCUCCGCCAUGGUGGACUCGGUCCAAACUGCUGCGGACAGACAUGGGUCCGGUUCCCUGGCGAGUAAAGGGAAGAAAUCACCCAGAAAGGCGCGAUCCAGGCGAGGAAGACAAGGCAGGAAGAGGCGGAAUAAAAGGAAGAGGAACAACAGAACCCCGCCGCCCACCUUCCCCCCGGAGGCUGAGGAGGGAAACAUAGAGUAUAAGUUAAAGCUGGUUAACCCCACACAGUACCGCUUUGAGCAUCUGGCCACCCAGCUGAAGUGGCGUCUGCAGGAGGGCCGCGGCGAGGCCGUGUACCAGAUCGGAGUAGAGGACAACGGCCUGCUGGUGGGUCUGACAGAGGCCGACAUGAGGGGAUCGCUGAAGACCCUGAAGAGGAUGGCAGAGAAGGUCGGAGCCGACAUAACACUUCUACGAGAAAGGGAAGUGGACUACGGCCUGGACAGAACCAGCCGGAAAAUAGCAGAGGUUCUAGUGCGAAAGGUUCCUGAUGAUCAGCAGUUCCUGGACCUGCGUGUGGCGGUGCUGGGUAACGUGGACUCUGGGAAGUCCACCCUGCUGGGCGUCCUGACGCAGGGAGAGUUGGAUAACGGCCGAGGCAGAGCGCGGCUGAACCUCUUCAGACAUCUGCAUGAAAUCCAGACAGGACGUACCUCCAGCAUCAGCUUUGAAAUUUUGGGCUUCAACAGCAAAGGGGAGGUGGUGAACUACAGCGAGUCCCGAACAGCCGAGGAGAUCUGUGAGAGCUCCUCCAAAAUGAUCACCUUCAUUGACCUGGCAGGUCACCACAAGUACCUGAAGACCACCAUCUUUGGUCUGACCAGCUACUGCCCUGACUUCGCCAUGCUGGUGGUGAGCGCCAACACGGGUGUAGCCGGUACCACCAGAGAGCACUUAGGCCUGGCCAUGGCUCUGAAGGUCCCCAUUUUCAUCGUGGUCAGUAAAGUGGACCUGUGCUCGCGCGGCACCAUGGAGAAAACUGUCCGCCAGUUGGAGCGAGUCCUCAAGCAGCCAGGCUGCAACAAGGUUCCCAUGAUGGUGCUGAGCCCGGACGAUGCUGUGACUGCAGCGCAGCAGUUCGCCCAGUCUUCAUGCAUCACUCCCAUCUUCACCCUUUCCAGUGUGUCUGGAGAAAGCCUGGACCUCCUGAAAGUUUUCCUCAACAUCCUUCCUCCACUGAGCAACAGCAAAGAACAGGAGGACCUGAUGCAGCAGCUUCCUGAGUUCCAGGUGGAUGAGAUCUACUCGGUUCCCGACGUUGGGACGGUUGUGGGAGGAACUCUGUACAGCGGAGUGUGCAGGGAGGGCGAGCGGCUGGUUGUUGGUCCCACAGAGGAGGGCCGCUUCCUGCGUCUGAAAGUGGGCAGCAUCCACAGGAACCGCUCGGCCUGCAGGGUGUUGAAGGCCGGGCAGGCAGCCACUCUGGCUCUGGGCAACUUUGACCGCUCACUGUUACGCAAGGGCAUGGUGAUGGUCAGCCCCAGGAUGAACCCCACUAUCUGCCGCCAGUUUGAAGCCGCCAUCGUUCUGCUCUUCCACGCAAAUACCUUCCGGCGCGGCUCGCAGGUCACGGUCCACGUGGGUAACGUCCGGCAGACGGCUACGGUGGAGCGCCUUCAUGGAAAGGAGGAGCUUCGGACUGGAGAAAGGGCCGUCGUCUGCUUUCGCUUCAUCAAGCACCCAGAGUAUCUGCGCCUGGGUGCCAAGCUGCUGUUCAGAGAGGGCGUCACCAAGGGCAUUGGUCAUGUGACAAGCCUGCUGCCCCAUGACCAGAAUCUGAGCCGGGAUCAGAACCUGCAGGAUUAUUAGAGCCCGUUCAUUGGCUCAGGUGCUGUUAUCUGCUGCCACAUGGAUGCCCCCUGCCCUCCCUAAACAACCCCCCCCACCCCCAUGGCGCACCGUCUGCUGGUCAUCAGUGUUGUGAACGCACCCCUUCAGACGUCUGACCGCUCACACAGAAACCACAAGGAAAGGAUGAUGAAACCCAGAGCAGUGCUGGGAGGAGGAUGGCACCAGAACCGAUCCAGAGCAUCCAUGUGGAUCUGCUCCUCCUAACUGAUCCUUCCUCCCAUCUCUGCUCAUCAUCCUGUCUCACCAGACUGAUGCUGUGCUACGCUAGCUCCCUUCACUGUCUGUUUGUGUGGCAGCAAAAUAUUCCAAGAAAACAGACUUUCUGAUUGAAAGAAGCUAAAGGAGGAAGCUAAGGUUGGGUCCUCUAGGGGCCACUGGGGGCCAUGUGAGGGGAGGUGAUGCUUAAGGGUAAAGACCAGGAGUUCAGCUGAAAACUGUUUCUUAGGAAGGAAAGAGAAUCAUGACAUCAUCAUCCAGAGCUGAGAGGGUCUGUCUACACCAGAUAGUCAGACCAGCAUACCUACAGUCAAUACGCAGGAGCAAGACGUCACAUUUGCAUUUAACCCUUUAGUUUUGUAGGAAAAAUACACUUUAAACUACCUCAGCGGGCGUGCAUCCCUUUAGUCACGUACAAAAAAAA
Cyprinodon tularosa is the source of this 2629-nucleotide messenger RNA. RefSeq names its product GTP binding protein 2b (gene gtpbp2b). The record is from RefSeq and is a predicted model, not a curated record. Gene Ontology annotation, biological process: translational elongation. Lineage: Eukaryota; Metazoa; Chordata; Actinopteri; Cyprinodontiformes; Cyprinodontidae. The transcript is spliced from 12 exons. Gene Ontology annotation, molecular function: GTP binding; translation elongation factor activity; GTPase activity. The coding region runs from base 145 to 1947 and encodes 600 amino acids.